Myotis daubentonii (Daubenton's bat) is the source of this 3364-nucleotide messenger RNA. It is a transcript of the gene THNSL2, whose product is annotated as threonine synthase like 2. The record is from RefSeq and is a predicted model, not a curated record. Lineage: Eukaryota; Metazoa; Chordata; Mammalia; Chiroptera; Vespertilionidae. Gene Ontology annotation, molecular function: pyridoxal phosphate binding. The coding region runs from base 202 to 1641 and encodes 479 amino acids. Gene Ontology annotation, biological process: 2-oxobutyrate biosynthetic process; dephosphorylation. The transcript has 9 exons.
AUUCGGGACCACUGGGCAGCCCGCCGCCGGCGGGCCCAAGCCACCCAUCCGAUCCGGGCGCCGGGGUUCCCGAUCGCUCCUGGCGGUGCCCGCACACCCCGCCCGGAGCCGGCACCCCGCGGCCUCGUUCCCCUCCGCCCGUCCCCUCCUCGCGUCCCCUCCCUGCGGAGGGAGCACCUUCCCCGGAAUGCCUCCAGGGUCAUGUGGUACGUCAGCACCAGGGGGAUGGCCCCCCGUGUCGACUUUGAGGGUGCCCUCUUCUCUGGCUAUGCGCCCGAUGGGGGCCUCUUCAUGCCUGAGGAGCUCCCACAGCUGAGCAGGGAGACCCUACAUCAGUGGAGUGCACUCUCCUACCCAAGCCUGGUCGUGGAGCUGUGUGCCCUUUUCAUUGGCCCAGAGCUCAUCCCAAGAGAUGACUUAAAUGAUCUGAUCCACCGGGCCUUCCGCAGGUUCCGCCACAGAGAAGUGGUCCGUCUUUCCAGGCUGCGGGACGGGCUGAAUGUGCUGGAGCUGUGGCACGGAGCCACAUAUGCGUUUAAGGACCUGUCCCUGAGCUGCACGGCCCAGUUCCUGCAGUACUUCCUGCAGAAGAGGGGGAAGCACGUCACUGUGGUUGUAGGAACUUCUGGAGACACAGGGAGUGCUGCCAUUGAGAGUGUUCGAGGGGCAAAGAAUGUGAGCAUUAUUGUUCUCCUGCCCCAGGGUCACUGCACGAAGAUCCAGGAGCUGCAGAUGACCACGGUGCUGGAGGAGAACGUCCAUGUGUUUGGAGUGGAGGGAAACAGCGAUGAGCUUGAUGAACCCAUCAAGGCCGUGUUUGCUGAUGUGGCUUUUGUCAAGAAGCACAAUCUGAUGAGUCUGAAUUCAAUCAACUGGUCCCGGGUCCUCGUGCAAAUGGCUCACCACUUCUUUGCUUACUUCCAGUGUGUGCCAUCCUUAGAUUUGCACCCGCUCCCUGCUGUGGAAGUGGUUGUGCCAACAGGGGCUGCUGGUAACCUUGCAGCUGGGUGCAUUGCUCAGAAGAUGGGCCUGCCCAUCCACCUGGUCGCAGCGGUGAACUGCAAUGAUAUCAUCCAUAGGACUGUCCAGCGAGGAGACUUCUCUCUGUCUGAGACUGUCAAGCCAACCUUAGCAUCAGCUAUGGACAUCCAGGUGCCCUACAACAUGGAGAGGAUUUUCUGGCUGCUAUCUGGCUUUGACAGCCAGAUGACAAGAGGCCUCAUGGAGCAGUUUGAAAGGACCCAAAGUGUGAGUCUGCCUGAGGAACUGCAAAGCAAGCUUUCAGCGGCAGUGACAUCUGAGUCAGUGUCAGAUGAGGCCAUCAUGCAGACCAUGGCCCGCUGCUGGCAAGAGAACCAGUCCUUGCUGUGCCCUCACACGGCUGUGGCCGUGAGCUACCAUUACCAGCAGAUGCUCAGGCAGACCCCCAGCCCUCCCCGGUGUUGUCUGGCCCCUGCCUCUGCAGCCAAGUUUCCAGAAGCUGUCAUGGCUGCUGGAUUGAGUCCAGAAACUCCCAUGGAGAUACUAGCCCUGGAGGGAAAGGAGACGCGCUGCACCCCAAUGCGGAAGAGUGACGACUGGACAGUGAUGCUCCGGGACACAAUUGAGAACAUGGGCCGGCGGUGGAGGGCCAUGUCCUGAGUGCUCCCAAGUAUCCUAGCUGCAGCUGGCUCCCUUUAAGCUUCAGACCCCAGGGUGGGGGGUGGGGUGCCCUCGGAGCUACCUUGAGCACCUUCUCUCUGUUAAGAGUUGAUGUGGGAGGUUCUCAGGAGGCUGCUCAGUGGGGUCUGGAGCCAGCUGGCUUUGCUCAUUCCCACAGCUGCUCUGUGCUCUCGCCAUGGUGCUGUGGUCUCAUGCCCACAGGACCAGGGUGCACCAACCACACAACACUGGGAGUGUUGGCCACCAACCACACCACAUUAUAGGGAGCUGGCCACCUUCUGCUGCGGUCUGCACUUGGCAUCCUUCCCCAGGCCGUGGCCCUUUCUGUGGGUGGACCUGGGAGCCUGGUAGUGCUUCUCCGGGGGCCCCACCGGGAGGCUGCUGCAGCCCUGCCUUCCUGGGCUCCUGGAGGUGCACCCCCACCGCUGGACAGCGCAGGGCCUGCAAAUGAAGAUCCUGGGCACAGAGCUGACCUUGGCCCCAGGGUCUGGGACCUCAGACCCUAAGUCUGUGCAGGCAGGGCUGCACACUCCAGAAGCACAGGCCUGGGGCUCCGCUGUCGGCACCUGUUUAUCCAGAGGCAUCGGCUGGCCUUCCCACCCUGCUGCAGUGUCGGAACCCUGAGAAUACAAGUGCAUGCCCAGCGUGAUGGUCACUGUGCUGGCCUGCGGCCGAGGACAGUGGCUGCCAGGGGUGGUAGUGAUGCAUGGUAUGUGCUACAUCCUUCAGCUGCUUUCCAUUGGCCCAGCAUGGAGGGGCAGCAGAGCAGUCAGUGGGCAGGUGGCACAGGUGGGGGGCAAGGUUGAGAUGUGGGAUCACCAGGUGGAAGCGUGUGGGAAAUGCUCCUCACGGUGCAGACUGAGAACCAGUACAAGUACUGGUUCACCUGCUUUAUUAACCCAGGGCAGGUGUCAGAGCAGCAAGAAGCAGGGAUCCCUCAUUGAGCACUAAGAGGAGUCCAGACGCCUGCAUUUCCAUGGUGCCAUGGUCACAGCGCCAGAGAAGUCAGAUCCUCCUCUGAGCACAUGACUGCUCUCCCCUCCGCAUGCCUCUGACGCUGCACUGGCCUCCGGCAGCCCGUCCUUGGAUGAGGCCACAGACCCUCCUCAGGCUGCUGGAGGCUCCGUCCUGUGUCCUGUCCAUCUGUCAGCCCAGCUGGAAAUGACUCCUGUACCUGAAAGUGAGGACUUUGCUGACAAAUAGUGUUCUUCCACGUGCAGAGUGCUCCCUCUCACAAAGGCGUGCUUGAUUCCUCUGCUGUUUUACCAUCUAGCCUGCGUUGUCCAGUUCAGUAACCACUAGCCACAUGUGGCUGUUGAGUACUUGAAAUGGGAAUAAGUAUAACUAAGGAACUGAAUUUUAAAUUUUAUUUAAUGUUUAAUUAAUUUGCAUUUAAAUUUCAAAACUAUUACUUGAAUUGGUUAUUGGAAAACUUUGCAGUGCGGUUGGGAAAUGCUGGUAUGUGAAUCUGCUUUUCAGCUGUAAAUUUUAUGAAGUACAAAAAGUACAGAUGAUAUUUCCAAUGAAAUUAGUUGGAACACUACAUUAGAACUGAGAUAUGCCACAUUAUCAAAUACAUAUGGAACUUCAAAGACUCUGAAUGAAAAAUAUUGAAAAUUUUUCAUUAAUAAUUUUAUAUUGAUCGCAUGUAGAGGAUAAUAUUUUGAUGUUUUGGAUUAAAUAAAACAUUAAAUCAAUUUCA